AUCAGAAGAAUCGUACCGUUGCUUGAUUAAUAUUAAUGUGCCAAACCGUUCCCGUAGGACUGUGAGAGCGGCCGGCAGCGCUUUGGCAGCAUUUCUCCUGAGUCUGAUCUCAGAAGCGCUGCUUUUCGAGGCUUGAAUGAGGUUAAUGCUGCUCUGUUGCACCUGGAAGGACGAGCGCAUGGGAGAGGAGGAAGCUGGUGGGAGGUUACCAGAGUGUGCAGGCUGCGGACAGCACAUAUAUGAUGAGCAGUAUCUACAGGCCCUCAACACUGACUGGCACACGCUGUGUUUCAGGUGCUGUGAGUGCGGGGCGUCCCUUUCACACUGGUACUAUGAGAAGGACGGCCGUCUCUUCUGUAAGAAGGACUAUUGGGCUAAAUACGGGGAGUUGUGUCAUGGCUGCUCAGAGCCCAUCAACACCGGACUCAUCAUGGUUGCCGGAGAGCAGAAAUAUCAUCCAGAAUGCUUCACGUGUCUGAACUGUCAAGCGUUUAUAGGUGAUGGAGACACAUACGCUCUGGUGGAGCGCUCCAAACUUUACUGUGGUUUGUGUUAUUAUCAGACCAUCGUGACUCCUGUCAACCUGCCUGACUCUCCGUGCUCCAGGAUUCCUCAUACAGUCACUCUGGUAUCCAUUCCUGCCUCCAAUGAUGGCAAGCGUGGAUUAUCUGUGUGCAUUGAUCAGGGGCCGAGUCCCAACAGCUACAGUCCUGAACAUAACCACACCGUCAGAGUCUCACAGUUGGACUCAGAAUGCAUCAGUCCAGAUGUGAAGAGCUCCAUUCAUGUUGGCGAUCGGAUCCUCGAGAUUAACGGCACUCCCAUUCAGAACGUUCCUCUAGAUGAGAUCGAUUUGCUCAUUCAGGAAACCAGCCGACUGCUGCAGCUCACUAUUGAACAUGAUCCAAAUGAUCAUAGGCCCUCAUUGGACCAAACGGACGGCCCCACACCCCUGUCUGAAGGGCCCAGUCCCAUCAUGCCCAUCACACGGCCACCGAGCCAGGACAUCAACAACCUGCGAUCGCGUAUCAUCACGCGCAGCUACAGUAUCGAUAAAUCCCCGAGCUCCAGUAACACACCAUCUCCACUGUCUGUGAGGAAAGACAUCGGCCGCUCAGAGUCACUGCGAGUCGUGUCCAACCGCACACACCGAAUAUUCAGACCCUCGGAUCUGAUCCAUGGAGAGGUGUUGGGUCAGGGCUGCUUCGGCCAGGCCAUAAAGGUGACUCACAAGGAGACCGGUGAGGUGAUGGUGAUGAAGGAACUCAUUCGAUUUGAUGAAGAAACACAGAGGACCUUCCUCAAAGAGGUGAAAGUGAUGAGAUGUUUGGAUCAUCCUAAUGUGCUGAAGUUCAUCGGUGUCCUCUACAAAGACAAAAGACUCAACUUCAUUGCCGAGUACAUCAAAGGAGGAACGCUGAGAGAAAUUAUCAAGAAAAUGGACAGCAGUUAUCCAUGGAAACAGAGAGUCAGUUUUGCCAAGGAUAUUGCUUCUGGAAUGACAUACCUGCACUCCAUGAACAUCAUCCAUCGAGAUCUCAACUCAUACAACUGUCUGGUCAGAGAGAACAACAGCGUGGUGGUGGCCGACUUCGGCCUGGCCCGGCUCAUGUUAGAGGAGAAGACCCAGGACAAGCUGUCAUCUGGACAGAUACCUGGCGUGAAGAAGACGGACAGGAGGAAGAGAUAUACUGUAGUGGGCAACCCAUACUGGAUGGCCCCCGAAAUGAUCCAUGGAAAGAGCUAUGAUGAGAGGGUAGACAUCUUCUCCUUCGGCAUCAUGCUGUGCGAGAUUAUAGGACGGGUCAACGCUGACCCUGACUACUUGCCCCGGACGAUGGAUUUCGGGCUGAACGUAAAGGGUUUCCUGGAUGAUUUUUGCCCACCUGACUGCCCGACCUCUUUCUUCCCCAUGGCUGCUCUGUGCUGUGACUUGGAUGCUGAGAAACGGCCUGCGUUUGCCAAGUUGGAGUCGUGGUUGGAGAACCUGAAGAUGCAUUUGGAGAUGGGUUUGCAUGUGGUCUCAGAACUGGAACACAUUGACAGAGACUUCUGGCAGAAAUACUCGUCCAGCAAACACAACCUGCACACCCACCUGGAGCAGCCCGAGUAGCCCUGGAUCACUAAAGACAAUGAAGACCCUGCUGAUGGGAUGUUUUCAAAUCAUGGUGGAAUUUGAGGGUCACUAUUGUUGGAUUGAUGGGUUACGCGAGUCGCCUACACGCUUCUGGAAAUUCAGACGUCAGAUUAGAUCUCUCUUCAUGUCAUUUCACAACACAUCGCUCUCUGUGUUUUCUGCGGGUCAACUGUUGUGUGUCAGUACACGGCAGAACCGGUAUCAACCUCACAUGCUCCACACUUUAGAUAUGAUGUAUCGGUCAACUUUUACUAUAACAGCAACAAUGUGUUUGUGCAGCAGUUGUUUACAGAUGUUUUGCGCGUUCUUCAGUGUAAAACAUCGCCUCAGAAAUGCAGUUGUGGUGCAUUUAAAAAUGCAUGUCUGAAAAUAGGCUUUGUUGUGGCUUCUCGUUCGACUUUCGUCAUGGUACUGUAGGUGAUUUGGCCGUUUUUUGAAACUACCGCUACUGUGAGUUUUCAGUUUGUAAAAUCUUUGAAAACUCUGACGUCUGCCACCUGACUCUUGUUAUGUCAUAUAAAAUUAUGGCCGCUUCAAGAGUCAAGGUAGAUUUAGCUCGUAUUUCUCAUACAAUCACACAGGUCUAUAAAAUGCUUCGUUCAAUCCCGUCGGCUGCAUAGCAUCGAUAAAAGCUUGCCGUUUUGUAUGUUAGGUACGUAGCCUUAUCACGUAAACCAACAGUGUUUGGUCGUGCUAAUAUUCCUCAAAUGUCCCAGCAGGUUGAAGCAGGGUACGCUCCGCGGUGUAAAUUUGUAGUACAUACUGUAAAUGUUUCACAUGUUGUAUAUGAGCAGACAUUAUUUUGUAUACUGAGUCGACAUUGACAUUUUUAAUUUGUACAUAUGCUGAAAUGUAAAUUGAGAUCUUGCGUACAGAACAACACCUGAGAAUACUGAACGUAUCAGUGGCUUUCUAUUAGUGUAGAGAAGACAGAAACGUGUUAUACUCAUGCCAGCUUGCAUUAACAGAUCUUAAAGGUCACCUAUUAUGAAAAGUUGACUUUUUUGUGUUUCGCUUGUGUGUGUACACAACCACCUUGUAAUGAUACAAAUCUUGUCCCCCUUUUAUUUUAAAUCCCCGUAAAAUCUCAACAUGAGACAAACUGUUGCCGUUUCUUGAGCAAACUGACAUCACUUUGCGCAGGCCACGCCCACAACCGUCCAAAGACCACAGUGAGGUCAUAUUUUUUUCUUUUUACAUAAUCCAUUCCUCCAUGUUCACUAUGAACAAAGGUGAUUGUCUUUUUAAAAACAGUUUAUGUUUUGGGUAUAGAUAACAGUAAACGGGGAGAGAAGCAGAAGCUCAUUUGCAUUUAAAGAGACACACACAAAAACGCGCCUUUUCAAUAUGGUAUAAUAAAUGAUUUAUAGGGUAUUUGGACCUUAGACUUGACAGGCAUAUUUUGAGGACACUCAAGACUACUAUUAUAUCUUAAAAAAUUGCCAUAUUAGGUGACCUUUAAUUCAUUUACUGUCCACACUGCAAAAAAUUACUUUUUUUUUAGUAUUUUUGUCUUCAGUACAAAUAUCAAAAAAAUUCUUAAAUCAAGAUGUAUUUUCUUGAUGUGCAAAAGGCCCUAAGAAAAUAAAUCCAGUUUGUCAACAAACAAAUAAACAAUUUAAGUGAUUUGUGCUUAAAACAAGCAACAACAAAUCUGCCAGUGGGGGUAAGAAAAAAUUUUUUUAUGAAAAAGUUUAUUUAUUUCAAGAUAUUUUUUCUUACCCCAUUGACAGAUUAUUUUGCUUGUUUAUGCACACAUUAAUGAAAAAUAGACUUAUUUUCUUAGGGCAUUUUGCUUAUCCAGAAAAUACAUCUUAAUUUAAGAUUUUUUUUGUUAUUUGUAGUAAAAACAAGACAAAAACAGUGUGAAUCUCACAAAAAAUCAUGUCUGUGCCAAAUUUAACAUCAUAAUGGAGUCAUAUAUUGUAUGUUAUUGUAAAAUAUUUAGAUGUUAAAGUAAAAUUAGUUUUACUUAAUGAAUACCAUUUUCACAUUUUAUGGUAAUCAGUGAGAUUUUUUAAACAUUAUCAAGAAAAUAAUGUCACAUAAAACUGUAUGAUUCUAAAAAUGGACAUUAUUUUCUUUUUUUUUAACCUGAAAUGUUAUUUAGACAUGUUCUUCACAGAUAUUGUGACAUUCACUUCAUCAUUGCUCUACAUUUUCAUCAUUUCAUCACAAGAAUUUCCUGUACUUUAUUGUAAAUGGUAACACAACGCUUGUUACUUUUGGCCAUGUGGCUACUAAUAUCUGAGUUGGAUCUGCAUCUUUUGCCUAGGCUUGUGUUUUAAACAACCAAAGCCUGAUUUUAGACCCACACAUGGGACUGUUUGUUAAGAAACAGUGGAAAUGUGGGAGUAUGAUCUUGAAUCCAGCUCACGGAUGACCGACUGCGUGUCCAUGUUGUGUGCAUCUCCCCAUGGGAGACCUUGUGUUUACACAAUACCGCUGCCUGUAAAUAUCUUCCAGAAAACGCUUCUUCCACGCUUUUCCUGGAGACACGUUGCAUGGUGUCACACGCUACCAGUCUACUCUUGUUACAAUGAGCAAACCUUCAUAUUAUUAAAGAAAACACAGACGAGGACUGCCAGGAAAGCCAGUGAAUAGACGAAAGUCAAAGGCCAUGAAAAAAAUAACACAAACACAGCCUCUAUUUUCUCUUUCUUAAUCGAGCCACUCUUAUCUCUUUUAUAAAUGAUUUUAUUUGCACUAUGUAAGAAAGUGUUUCUCUCUGAAGCCUUUAUAUUGUUUUGGUUUCAGAAAUCGAGAUGUUUGUUUGUUUGUUACAUGAAUGCCGCCUUUUGUGAAGUUUGGCCUCUAUCUGUGCGUUCAUACCAGAUGCGAACAAAGCAAAUAAAUUACGCUAUUUGCGCGUAGUUGGACGCUUGACCAUUUUGAGUUAACUUGCAUCAUUCGCAUGUUAAAUUUAAACGCGAAUACGCUCAAUUUGACGGCUUAAGCUAGCUUGCAGUCUCAAUAUGUAUAUAUAUAUAGCUCAAAUUGAGUAAAGAGCGUUUUUUUACAACUUACCAGAUUGCCCGACCUCCUCACUCACUUUCUUUCAAGCAAGAUCCUUUUUAUUCCUGUGUCAACAUACAGCGACAAUGAUAUUGUCCUCCAUUGUUGUUUCGUAUUUCUGCCUCCGCUCGCUAUGUCGUAAUCACGUCAUUACUAGAACAAGCUACUGAUUGGGUAAUACGGCGCGAAUAUCCGUCAAAGUUCAGAUUUUUCAACUCGUGCGUUACGAACAUCAGACGCCCAAAAAGCUACAUUUGCGCAAAUCGCGUCAUUUGCGAGGCAGGAUGUCUAUUGCAUCUUUGCAUUACUAGAACAAGCUACUGAUUGGUUAACGCAGCGCGAAUAUCCACCAAAGUUCAGAUUUUUCAACUCGCGCGUUACGAACAUCAGACGCCCAAAAAGCUAAAUUUGCGCAAAUCGUGUCAUUUGCGCCGCAGGAUGUCUAUCGCAUCUUUGCAUUGACUUACUAUGUAAAUCAUUGCGCUUAGCGCUUCAUUCGCGUCUGGUGUGAACGCACCAUAAUGCUGCGUACACACCAAACAUGAAGCAGCGUGUUUCUCGCUCUAGAUUACUCGGGGGAUUUAACUUUGUGUCAUGCGAAUUUUUCCCUUGAGUUAAAUAUUUUCGCUGCACCCGAUUAGCGUCAUUUGCAUUGACUUUGUAUGUAAUCUACUCAUGCAAAUCGCUGAAUUCGCGUUUGGUGUGUACGCCCCAUAAGAGCCUCUGUCCUAAGCAGCAAAUGUGUGUAUAAAUCUUUUUGGUUUAUGAAAUUAAUUGUAUAUAUAGAUUUCCGUCAUUUGAAUUCAAAGCACCAAACACAGGCAGUUCUUUAGCACUGUUGGUCAUAUAUGAAAAGCCAUAUUAGAUUGAAAGCCAUCACCUUGAAUUAAGUUUAUCUAUAACCAAAAAAUAAAGAUACUAAUGGAGAGAUGGACUUUGAGCAAAAGAGAUGAGGUCGCUAAUAUUACCCAUGUGACUUCAGUAGUGUUUGAUCAUGUCUGUGUAAAUUGCUGCUUAGGAGUCAGUGGUCAGACUGUUGCCUAUAGAGGGGUCUUUAUGAAAGAUGUCUUGUAGCAUCAUACCUGCGUAAUCAUGCUUAUUUCAUGUAAGGUUGACGCGCUGCUGGCCUAUACAGUAAAUAUAGCACUUAAACGAUGUAGUCUAUUUAUGAAAGUUCAACUCAGGGCACCGUAACUGGUGAAGAAGAUCAUAAUAUAAGCAGAUAUCACAGUAUAAUAGAACAAUAGUCUGUAUCAUGAGCAUCAAUGUGAAACACUGAACCUUACCUUAUCUGAUAGUACAGUUAACUACAGUAGUGUCAUGCAUGAUUACGCAGACAAAAGCGAAUGCUGAAACUAUGGUUUUACCUCUGGACAUUACUGUGCCUUUGUUUUAUGCUAGCCUUGCCAACGACUUGUAGUGUGUUUUGAGCCUGAUGAGUUGAAUUUUAGAUCACUGCUUACAUGUUUAAGUGAGAAUUCCUCUUGUUUUUUAUAUAUUUAUAUUUUCCAUGUCUCCAUUGGCUGGGUGAAUAUUUUAGGUACACGAUUCUGUUUGUUUCCUGUAAUUGAAUGUUUUUACUAAAGCUGUGAAAAUGACUCUGCACUUUAAACAUACUGGCCGUGAACGUUGAACAUUCAAUGAGGUGACUGUAGAAUAAAACUGAUGCUCCGCUGAUGUUACACUGCUGUCAUCAUUUCUUAUGUGUAUUAUGUCAAUUUUGCAACAUUCUUAUGACUUGUGAUCACUAUAGGUCAAGGUCAUUUUAUAUCAUUUUAUUUAUUUAACACUUUCACCAAUGUUCAUCGAUUCAAACCGCCUUACAGAAAAAGAACAACAAAAAUGUUGUGUAAUGUUGCAUGUCUUUACUGGGCAAUUCCAUUAAAACUUCAAGAAACAUUA
Molecule: messenger RNA, 7054 nt
Organism: Paramisgurnus dabryanus
Lineage: Eukaryota; Metazoa; Chordata; Actinopteri; Cypriniformes; Cobitidae
Gene: limk1a
Product: LIM domain kinase 1a
Biological process (GO): protein phosphorylation; actin cytoskeleton organization; positive regulation of stress fiber assembly
Cellular component (GO): cytoplasm; nucleus; neuron projection
Molecular function (GO): protein binding; ATP binding; protein serine/threonine kinase activity
Source: RefSeq, a predicted model, not a curated record